AUGGACCAGUCAUACACGAAAUCUACCCAGCAGGUGCUGGAACACUUCAAAGUCAGAGAAUCCCAAGGCCUGACCUCACAACAAGUCUCGUCGUCGAAGGACAAAUAUGGCAAUAAUGCUCUUCCAGAAGAUCCUCCUACACCCCUUUGGCAUCUCAUCCUUGAGCAAUUCAAGGAUCAGCUGGUCAUCAUACUUUUAGGCUCAGCCGCAAUUUCAUUCGUGUUAGCGUUAUUGGAGGAUUCGGAGGAUUGGACUGCCUUUGUUGACCCUGUGGUGAUCCUCACCAUAUUGAUCCUCAACGCAGUCGUUGGCGUCACCCAAGAAAGCAGUGCCGAGGCUGCAAUCGCCGCUUUGCAAGAGUAUUCUGCCAACGAGGCGACUGUUACUCGCAAUGGAGUUGUACAACGAAUCAAAGCUGAAGAGUUGGUUCCUGGGGACAUCGUUACGGUCGCUGUAGGAGAUCGAAUUCCUGCAGACUGCCGAUUGCUUUCCUUCCAAAGCAACAGCUUUGCGGUAGACCAGGCUAUUCUCACGGGUGAGAGUGAGCCAGUGAACAAGGACACACGAGUUGUUAGUGAUGUGGCGGCUGUCAAGCAGGAUCAGAUCAAUAUGCUCUUCUCUGGUACAACCGUGGUAACGGGACACGCGACAGCUAUAGUCGUGUUGACUGGAAGUUCCACGGCUAUUGGCGAUAUUCACGAAAACAUUACUUCUCAGAUUUCCGAGCCCACUCCACUCAAAGAGAAGCUGAACGACUUCGGUGAUCAAUUGGCCAAGGUCAUCACUGGUAUCUGCGUCUUGGUAUGGCUCAUCAAUAUUCAGCACUUCAACGAUCCUUCACAUGGCGGCAGUUGGACAAAGGGCGCGAUCUACUACCUCAAGAUUGCGGUCUCACUAGGUGUAGCAGCUAUUCCUGAAGGACUCGCUGCUGUCAUCACGACCUGUCUGGCGCUCGGAACAAGGAAGAUGGCUGCGAAGAAUGCCAUUGUACGUAGUCUGCCCUCAGUCGAGACUCUGGGAAGUUGCAGUGUCAUCUGCUCAGACAAGACUGGCACCCUAACCACUAAUCAAAUGAGUGUCGAGAAAAUGGUCUUCCUCAACGAGAGUGGCAAUGACCUGACGGAGAUACAUGUAGAAGGCACUACUUUCGCUCCCGAAGGCACUCUCUUCCUGGAUCAGAGGCCUUACAACGGGCCAGCCGUGUCUUCCAAGACCAUGGCUCGAUUAGCAGAAGUCCUAGCUUUAAACAACGAGUCUCGUCUCUCGUACGACUCAAAGACGAACGUGUUCUCACAGAUUGGACCUGCUACAGAAGGAGCUCUUCGAGUUCUGGUCGAGAAGAUCGGUACUCCAGACGCCAGCUUCAACGAGGCUCGUGCCACUAUCCCCCGUUCUGCAUGGACUCACUAUGCAAGUGCACAUUACGAGCAAAAAUUACCUAUCCAAGCCACUUAUGAGUUUUCGAGAGAUCGGAAGAGUAUGUCCGUCCUUGUUGGCACAGGUGCAGAACAGAAGUUACUUGUUAAAGGAGCUCCAGAAUCGGUUCUGGAGCGUUGCACCCAUACACUUGUCGGCAAGGAUGGCAAGCGUAUAGAACUCACAAAGGGCCAUCUUGAUCUACUUAACGAGGAGGUUCGUCUGUUUGGAAAGCGUGGUCUGCGCGUCAUGGCGUUCGCCAACAUCGAAAGCGUCGUUGGCAAUUCAGCUUUCAGAUCCGCCAAAUCAACCAAGGAAUAUGCUGCGCUUGAACAAAACAUGACCUUCGUUGGUCUUGUUGGGAUGAUUGACCCUCCUCGACCCGAGGUACCAGCUUCUAUUCGAGAGUGCAAAAGCGCAGGUAUCCGUGUCAUAGUCAUCACAGGUGAUAAUCAGACGACAGCCGAAACGAUCUGCCGCCAGAUCGGUGUCUUUGGCAUCGACGAGGACGUACAAGGUAAAUCUUUCACUGGCCGUCAAUUCGAUGCUAUGUCGGAAGAGGAGAAGCUUCAUGCAGCAAGUGUAGCAAGCCUCUUCUCACGUGUCGAGCCGACUCACAAAUCCAAGCUGGUUGACCUCCUGCAGAGCCUUGGCGAAGUGGUUGCUAUGACUGGCGAUGGCGUGAAUGAUGCACCAGCUCUCAAGAAAGCAGAUAUUGGCGUUGCCAUGGGUACUGGUACCGAUGUCGCAAAGCUUGCCGCCGAUAUGGUCUUGGCCGACGAUAACUUCGCCACUAUCGAGGUUGCGAUCGAGGAGGGCCGCACGAUUUACAGCAAUACUCAACAAUUUAUUCGCUACCUCAUCUCCUCCAACAUUGGCGAGGUCGUCUCAAUCUUUCUCACCGCCGCACUGGGUCUGCCCGAAGCUCUCAUUCCCGUUCAACUUCUGUGGGUCAAUCUCGUCACUGAUGGUCUUCCGGCCACAGCUCUUUCCUUCAAUCCACCUGAUCAUGACGUGAUGCGAAGAAAGCCUCGCAGGCGAGACGAGGCGCUUGUUACUCCAUGGCUGUUCUUCAGAUACAUGGUGGUCGGCACCUAUGUUGGCGCUGCCACUGUCUAUGGUUACGCAUGGUGGUUCAUGUUCUAUGAAAACGGCCCGCAGAUAUCCUUCUAUCAGCUUCGCAAUUUCCACAAAUGCAGCCUAAGCAAUCCAGUAUUCAACAACACCGACCCGUUUUCAACUGGAAAAGCAGUCGACUGCGGCAUCUUCUCACCUAAUGCUAUCGAAACACGAUCUGCAAGCACAAUCUCCCUGUCUGUACUGGUCGUCAUCGAAAUGUUCAAUGCCAUGAAUGCACUUUCCUCCUCAGAGUCGUUAGUCACGCUGCCACUCUGGAAGAACAUGAAGCUCAUCUAUGCUAUCAUGCUGUCCAUGGCACUACACUUUGCUAUCCUAUACGUGCCCUUUUUGCGGUCGCUUUUCAGCAUUGAGUCGCUGAACUGGGUAGAAUGGCGGGCCGUCAUUUUGAUGAGCGCACCUGUUAUUGCCAUCGAUGAGGUUGGGAAGUAUUUUGAGCGCAAGCUUUAUUUGGAGGAUAUCCCGAAGAGAAAAGCUGUUGGACACAUUGCUAAUGGCAAGGUCAAGGGUAACUAA
Lithohypha guttulata is the source of this 3069-nucleotide messenger RNA. RefSeq lists its product as uncharacterized. The record is from RefSeq and is a predicted model, not a curated record. The coding region runs from base 1 to 3069 and encodes 1022 amino acids. The transcript has 2 exons. Gene Ontology annotation, cellular component: membrane. Lineage: Eukaryota; Fungi; Ascomycota; Eurotiomycetes; Chaetothyriales; Trichomeriaceae. Gene Ontology annotation, molecular function: ATP binding; P-type calcium transporter activity; ATP hydrolysis activity. Gene Ontology annotation, biological process: calcium ion transmembrane transport; intracellular calcium ion homeostasis.